Fraxinus pennsylvanica is the source of this 1095-nucleotide messenger RNA. The record is from the annotation of a GenBank genome assembly. Lineage: Eukaryota; Viridiplantae; Streptophyta; Magnoliopsida; Lamiales; Oleaceae.
AUGCUUGCAGUUUUCAUGGGUUAUGUACUUUUGUGCUACCUUAGCAACCCUAAUUUGGCUCAUGCUUCAAAUGCCGAUGAGUCAAAUGCUGUGUUAACCACCAUCCCGAGUACCGUAGGGGCUCUUGACAUCCCAUUUGAAGAACCACUUGGUGGACUGCCGCAUAGAAGGCUGUUGGAAUGUUGUGGAUUUAAAACUUUGCAAGUUAGCAGGCCAGAGCAUUGGACGGAUGAGGAGAAAAGGAAGAAGAAAACUUCUCUUACACUGAAGGAAUUGCUGGGCUUGGAGGACUUCCUUUCUUUAGAUGUUUGGAGAGCCUCAGUGGGAGAGCUGAUUGGCACAGCAGUUCUUGUGUUCAUGCUUGACACUAUUGUGAUAUCAACCAUUGAGACUGAUAUCAAAAUGCCAAACCUUGUUCUGUCAAUCCUUGCGGCCAUUAUUGUUGCAAUACUACUUCUUGCAGUGCAUCCGGUUUCUGGCGGCCACAUGAACCCGGCUAUCUCCUUCUCUGCCGCCCUAGUCGGGCUGAUCUCCAUGUCGAAAGCCUUAAUCUACAUUAUUGCACAAUGUCUUGGAGCCGCGCUAGGUGCACUAGCUCUUAAAGCUGUGGUUAGUAGCACCAUUGAACAAACCUUCUCACUCGGAGGCUGCACCCUGACAGUGAUUGCACCCAGCCCUAAUGGGCCCGUUACGAUUGGCCUUGAGACUGCCCAAGCCUUUUGGCUAGAAAUAUUUUGUACCUUCGUAUUACUUUUUGCUUCAGUUUGGAUGGCAUAUGAUCAUCGCCAAGCAAAGGCAUUGGGUCAUGUUCUUGUCUUUUCAAUUGUGGGAGUUGUGCUAGGUCUCUUAGUGUUCAUCUCCACCACCGUCACGGCCAAAAAGGGCUACGCCGGGGCAGGGAUGAACCCCGCUAGGUGUUUUGGUGCCGCGGUCGUUAGAGGUGGCCACCUAUGGAAUAGACACUGGAUUUUCUGGGUUGGCCCGGCCAUUGCUUGCAUGGCUUUCUAUUUGUAUACGAAGAUUAUUCCACGUCAGCACCAUCGGUCGAAGUUUUAUGAUCAUGAUUUCUUUAAUGUUGUCAAGGCUAUGUUUUGA